Penicillium antarcticum is the source of this 258-nucleotide messenger RNA. RefSeq lists its product as uncharacterized. Lineage: Eukaryota; Fungi; Ascomycota; Eurotiomycetes; Eurotiales; Aspergillaceae. The record is from RefSeq and is a predicted model, not a curated record. Bases 1 to 258 code for a protein of 85 amino acids. The transcript has 2 exons.
AUGGUGUUCCAAAUCAAAGACUACGCCGAGAUCUUCAAAAUCCCCAACUUCGGAGGUAUACCGAACGAUUACUUCGCUGAUGAUCUUGGAACGGAAAAUGAGCAAGUCACUAAUCCCAUAGUUGGAGCUUGGUUCCGCAUUGAAAAGGGGCCAGAAUCUACACCUCCGACCUAUGAUUAUGAUGAGGUUGGCGUCGUGCUAGAAGGUAAAGAACCUUGCGAUUGCUACCAGGGAAACAAGACGAAUUCUUGUAGUUGA